AUGACUUCUUCUGAUCCUAUGUAUGUUCCUUUUUUUGGGAUUAUGGGUGCUUCCGCUUCAAUGAUAUUCUGUGCUUUGGGCGCUGCAUUCGGUACGGCAAGGGCAAGCAUGGGCAUUUCUUGCAUGGCCUGUCGGAAGCCUGAGCUCCUGAUGAAAUCUCUUAUUCCGGUUGUUAUGGCUGGAAUAAUUGCAGUUUAUGGCUUGGUUGUCUCAGUGCUUAUCUCUCAGGAAGUUGACGUAACUUAUUCGUUGGAAAAAUCUUUAAGCCAUCUUGGUGCUGGUCUUAGCGUCGGGUUGAGUGGUCUCGCUGCUGGAUACGCCAUUGGAGUUGUUGGUGAUGCCGGCGUUCGUGCCUACUGCAAGGAGGCGAAGAUAUUUGUUGGCAUGAUUCUUAUUUUAAUUUUUGCGGAAGUUCUUGGUUUGUAUGGCUUGAUAUUGGCUCUCAUUCUUACAUCUAAGUAG
Molecule: messenger RNA, 462 nt
Organism: Hydatigera taeniaeformis
Lineage: Eukaryota; Metazoa; Platyhelminthes; Cestoda; Cyclophyllidea; Taeniidae
Source: the annotation of a GenBank genome assembly